Molecule: messenger RNA, 849 nt
Organism: Capsicum annuum
Lineage: Eukaryota; Viridiplantae; Streptophyta; Magnoliopsida; Solanales; Solanaceae
Product: putative transcription factor bHLH107
Exons: 2
Coding region: 153-782 (209 amino acids)
Biological process (GO): regulation of DNA-templated transcription
Molecular function (GO): DNA-binding transcription factor activity; protein dimerization activity
Source: RefSeq, a predicted model, not a curated record
UUCAUAACAACAAUAAAUAAAUAAUAGUCUCUCAAUCAUAUCUUUAUCAUUAUUUCUCUCCUCUUUAAAUUCCCUUAAAAUUUGCUACCUUCUUUGUUACUUGAAGAGUAGAGUUUUUCUUUUUUCUCCUCUCUCUCUCAAAGUGAAAAAAAAUGUUAUCUUCACUACAAGGGUGCAAUGGAUUUUUGCAGCAUCAAGUACUUGUUGAUCAUCAAAGGAAAAAUGGUGAUGGAAAAUCAUCAAGUAAUACAAAGAAAAAUAAAUCAAAAGAUUCAGCUGUAACACAUGCUGUGGCUGAACGUAAACGCAGAGAAAGAAUCAAUGGACAUCUUCAUACUCUCAAGAAACUCUUUCCUUAUCUGCCUAAAAAGGACAAGCCAAGAGUACUAACAGAGGCAGUCACUCAACUAAAGGAACUAAGGAAGAAUAUUGCACAACAACUAGAGUUGUCAUCUUUAUUUAUACCUAGUGAAAAUGAUGUAGUUAUUGUAAAUUAUUGUGACAAUGAAGAACGAACCGUUAAAACUACAGUUUGUUGUGAGGACAGACCGGCUCUGAACCGUGACAUAUCGUCAGCGAUUCAAUCGGUUCAAGGGCGGGUUGUCAAGGCGGAGAUGGCCACGGUCGGGGGCCGGACCAAGGCGGAGAUGGUGGUGGUGUUGGCUAAGGCAAAUGGAGGAGAAAAAGAUGUAGCACAGCUUAAAAGGGCUUUAAAGGCUGUUGUGGAAAAUAGGGCUUUGGGCUUAGGUAGUUCUAUGAUAUUGGGCCGAAGAUUUGGGUGACGAUAAAUGGGCUUCAACAAGGACCUUAACAAUGGUUUAAGUGUGAAUAGCUAAGUUGGCUAUUAAU